AUGGCCGGCCAGGGUUCGCCACUAAUCGCUCUCCGUACCGCCUUUCUCGACCCAGACCAUCCCUUCACUGAAAUCAAUCCUCCAUUUGCUGGCUCAGAGGGAUAUCUCGGUCUCAAGGGAGUUCGACAGGGUGCAGGUUCAGAUGGACACGCUUUCUACGACUGGGUUUACGCCUUCUCGACUGCUGCUGAUGCCUCCUCUGCCCUGGUGGACCACCCAUAUAUCACCGUCGCAGGCCACCAAUACAAUCUUUUUCCUUACCACGGAGACUCUACCGAACCUCAGUCUGAGCUCUUUGAACCUGGCCGCACACGAAACCCCGUAGCACUUCCUCCACCUCCAGCAUCAGACAUCUCCCCUCCUCGGAAGCGCCUCAAGAAAUCGCCGCCCGACAAGAAGAUCGUCUGCAAAAUCUGCUUUAGCGAUAUCGAUGGGCCCUAUUCCACCCCUUGUCGACGGUGUAAAGAAGCAACAUGUUACGAGUGCCUCAGGACCCAAUUCCGAACAGCCAUGAAAUAUAUCGACAGGAUGCCCGUCAUGUGCUGCGCCAUCGUCAUGCACCACGAGGUCGUACGUGGAAUCCUUCCAACAGCAGAAGUCGAAAGAUACAAGCAAAAGUUCGACGAAUUCAACACCAUUGAUCCUCUGUACUGCCCCGUGCCAACCUGCUCGGCUUUUAUCCCUCCUCGAAUGUUCAACCAAACCGAUAGGACGGUCACAUGCCACGCCUGCAAGACUGCUAUCUGCGCAAAGUGUAGACAGAGUGCCAAAGGCGAGCAUGUUUGCGCAGAAGACGACUCUCGACAAUUCAUUCUGAAGACAUACGAAUACAAGGUCUGCCCCAAAUGCGGAACUGGCGUUAUGAAAAUUGCUGCCAGAGAUGAUGGCGUGCACUCGGAAGGAGGAGAUGAAGAGUCCGAGUCUGAGCAAGAAGAAGAGGAUGGAAUGGGUGCUUCGUCGUCUGGUCCAGAGCCGCGUGGGAUAGAUGAUGGUACGCAAGUGCAGGCGCCACAAGAUCCCGUCCUUCUCCGCAGCACCGCCAAUACCCAGGAUGAGACUCAAGAUACAACGGUAGACCAAGCCGCAAGCAGGGAACCGCCGGAGCUUAUGAACAUCCAGGAUAGCCAGAAUGGUACGCAGGCCCUGCAAACAGACCAUCCCGCAAGCGAGACAACAGUUACCGAGGAUACAGCAGCUGCGUCGCCUGAGAACCUGGAUAAUCCGGACGAAAAUGACUGGGAAGGAGUAAGCCUGAAUUUUGGUGACGAGCCGACGGACGAGGCUUGGGAUACAUGGGGAUGUCGACACCACUUCCGAGCAUUUGGAAAGGACCGCAUACCUGAAUUCUGGUUGGUCGAUGCGACUCCUGCCGAAGACCCAGGCUUGCAAGUGGAAUGUAUGGGCUGUUUUAACAAGGUCAAAGUCCCGGACGGGGAAACUAAGAAUACAGGACUUCAGGAUAAAUCGUGCCAUCAAACGCCUUCCUCAACCAGCCAGCCAGCCAUGAGUGACGCUGUGGAAGAGGAGGAGCGUCGAACCAAAAAGUAUGACUGGAAAUCACAGCCUUUGUCCGAAUGUAGCCUUUGUGGGAUCAUCUACUGCCGUCCGUGCACGAAGGCAGCAAGGAAGAGGAUGGCAAGUGAACGCGCGGCACCCGACUCCGGACAGCAAUGA
Molecule: messenger RNA, 1674 nt
Organism: Fonsecaea nubica
Lineage: Eukaryota; Fungi; Ascomycota; Eurotiomycetes; Chaetothyriales; Herpotrichiellaceae
Exons: 2
Coding region: 1-1674 (557 amino acids)
Molecular function (GO): zinc ion binding
Source: RefSeq, a predicted model, not a curated record